This is a messenger RNA of Plectropomus leopardus (leopard coralgrouper), 2060 nucleotides long. RefSeq lists its product as uncharacterized. Lineage: Eukaryota; Metazoa; Chordata; Actinopteri; Perciformes; Serranidae. The record is from RefSeq and is a predicted model, not a curated record.
GAAUUACUGACUUCACUAUGAUCGGUUUAAUAACUGGAGUCCGAAGAUGAAACAUGGCUUUAUGAGGAAUUUCAGAUGACAACAGAUCCAACAGCAACCUCUGCACAGAAUGACAGCAUGGCUCUUAGUUCAGCGCGGUGGAGGAGAGGAUGGUGUGCCUCAGCGAUGAAGAAACUUUUGUCUAAUCAUGCACUGAAGCCCUUGGUCCCCACCCUCUGCCUGGCAGUCGUGGUGAUAUACGGCCUUGCAGAUAAACUCCGAAACUUUGUGACCGGCAUCUUUAUCCCUCAGUACCACUACCCUUAUGCAGUGGCUCUCUGCUUUGCCCAGGUUCUGAUCUCUCUCUUGGUCUUAAAUCUCCUCCAUGUCCUGGGUCUGGUGCCUCUGCAGCACUACUGCAGGUCGCUGGGUGAGAGGGUCCUGGUGCCCUCCAUCUGUAACAGCAUCCACGCUGUGCUGACCAUGUGGGCCAAGGCCAGCAGCUCAAACGCGGGCCUCUUCCCCCUCGUGCUGCCUCUGCUGCCCAUAGCAACCGUGGCCUUCAGUUUCUGGCAGAAGCUGGCGUCCCCUCCACCUCCCUACAUCGCUGUUCUGGUUUCCAUCCUGGGUGGGACCUCUUUUGCCAUCACAGCCUCACAGGGUCUGUCAGGUGUCCAUGCUCUGGAGUACAUGUACGCACCUCUGGCUCUUAUCCUCCACAGUCUGUCUCUGACUUGGCUGACUAAAGUGUCUGAGGCUGAGCGUUGCCACUCUCUCAAUGCCCAAGCCUCCAUUUUUGACAUCUACUACACCCAGCUGGUGAACCAGAGCUGGGUGCUGGGCCUCCUGUGGCUGCUGCACCCGAACAGUCCUUGGCAGGUGUUGAGUCACAGCAGCUGGCAAACCCUGCUCUUCCAUGGGUACCUGCUCUCUAUUCUCCUGCUGGGGAUGGUGCUGAACUUCCUGGUGGGUAUGUCGGCUCUGUGUGUCUCACCGCUCGCUGCCGCACUGCUGCACUCAGCGAGGCAGCUGAUGCUGCCGUUGCUGCAGCUGUGGUAGUUUUGCUUGAAAGGACUAAGAAAAAUAAUUGACUGUUUUAUAAUGUAUCAACACAACAAACACAGAUUGCAGUUUAAUCCACAUCAGUGACCACGGGGUCAUUUUAUCCUGUGGAGAGUAACAAGUUAGAUUACUCUUUUUCUUCAGGCACUUCUCACAAGUAUGUAAACAUUUGAAGCCAGAGCAAACUGGUGCAUUUCCUUUCAGAAACGUAAAACGGCUGUCAGGAUGAGAUAAUGUCAAAAGGCUGAAGCAGUUGAGCAACUGUAGAGGACGGGGCACAGUAUAAACAGCACCUGACCAUGAUACAAACAUCAGCCUGAUCCGGUUAGGAAGAAAACAUUAGGUACUUUUCAAAAACAAUCAGACAGACCGUGACAUUAGCGGGGGAGGGGCAGUUUUACAACCAGUGACAAUGAAAGUUCAAAUCAGCAGCCUGUAGAGUCAAACACUACACAUUUUUAUUUAGAGCUGAACAAAUACCAACAAGGACCUUGUUUUUAUAUGUGUAUUUGUUAAAAAGACAGUAGAUUUUCACUGAAUAAGUUCUUGAUAGCUUUUGGACCCUUCUGUAAAUGUGCAUAUAUUUAACUGUAUUUAAGAUGAACAAAAUUAAGCCUCCAUGUUUGUCCAUGAAUGAUUCUGAGAGCUUUUACGCUCUUGUUUGCAUAACAGUGUUAGAAAUAUUUAAGCUCAGAUCCCUGAAUGAAUUUUUAACCAGAGGUCUGCAGAAGUUGCCCUUGAAUGAAUCUGACUGCUGAGGUCAGUCAGAUGAGAAGGGAUCGUGAUGAGGAAAGAGUUAAAUGGUGGUGAUGACAAGUUCUUUGAGUCAUCAGAAGCUGUAAUUAUGUGCUGCUUUAAGAAUGUGCUUUUAUUUCCUCAAAGUGCGUCCAUUAUAUUUAGGACACAUAAGUAUUUCACAUGCUUAAACAAAUAAUGUGAAAAUAAAGCUGAACUACCUGAUGCUGGUGCACUUAACUGAAGAACAUCUGUAUACAUUCAAUAAACUGAACUGAAACUGA